Molecule: messenger RNA, 2786 nt
Organism: Passer domesticus (house sparrow)
Lineage: Eukaryota; Metazoa; Chordata; Aves; Passeriformes; Passeridae
Product: RNA polymerase II elongation factor ELL2-like
Exons: 6
Coding region: 1424-2194 (256 amino acids)
Biological process (GO): transcription elongation by RNA polymerase II; snRNA transcription by RNA polymerase II; positive regulation of transcription elongation by RNA polymerase II
Cellular component (GO): transcription elongation factor complex
Molecular function (GO): cis-regulatory region sequence-specific DNA binding
Source: RefSeq, a predicted model, not a curated record
CACCUGCUGCUGGGGCACAGGCACCGCGGGGACACGCACACUUUGGGGUGAGCUUGCUGUGCUUUACUGGAGUAUGCAGUACACAGGCAUUCUAUUUCUCAGAAAUCAUUAAAUAUGUAUAAAUUGCUCGAGUCUGCAGAGUUAGUUUCUGAGGGUCUGCUGGGGAUCUUUAGAGACCCUGGGUGUUCACUGAGCUUUUGGACUUUUGUUGACCUUUCAUUGUGGUCUUCCAUAUAGUAGUCAUUUUCAUCUUGGUUAUCUGAGCUGCAGAAUGUGUUCUUGAGGAAACUGUCUUGCUCUGGCUUGGCUUGGGACAUAGAGGGUUUCAGAACUUUCAGAGUUCCACUACCCACUCCUUCCUGCUAAGCUAUUUGCAACAAUCCCUCACACAGAUCCUUUUGAGAUUUGUCUUGGAAGUCUCACUUCUAAAACUAAUUUUCUUUUCUAGGACAAUAAUAUUUGUUAUUAUAAAUAUUUACAAAACAUCUCAUGAAAGCUGACAUACAAUGAAUUAUCACACACAAAAAAAUGCAAACAGCAACAAUUCCAGCACUGGUUAGAAAUAGUUCUGUAAGCCUUUAAAGGUCUGGUAGCCAUGAGGAAAGCCAGUCCCACCUAGAGUGGGGACUUCUAGUCUUCUCCCAUUCUUACAUUCCUUUUUCUGAUUGAUGAUAUGCCAGAUUGCUGGAUAUCAAAUCAAUCAGCAUUCUUGUAACAAAUCCAGCAACUUGUAACCUUUACUCAGGGUUCAAGGCAGUAGCUGCCUUUAGCACCACGUCUUUUGUUCCAGGAGCACCACCUGUUACUUUCAGGUUCUGUUCAGGGAUAACCAGUGACCUCCUUUUUGUGCUGAACCAGACAUAACCAUGUUGGGCACGUAAACUGACACUUUUCUUUCCCAUUUAUUUUCAAGUAUAUUCUAUCAAUCAGGACCAUGGUGGUUCCUGCCCUGAGGUGCAUUGACCAUGCCUCGAGUACAUUUUUUAGUUAUUUUUUGAGAAAUACACUCAAAAUACCACAGGGUUCCUUCCUUCGUUCCCAUUCUUUGAGCUAAAUAUGGGGCUACUGUGCAGGGCAAAGGCACUCAUGGAUGAACAGUGCAAAGGGUUCCAUCAAAUCUGGUAUCUCCAGAGUAGGGGUUGUCAUCAAUAACCUUUAAAAGAUAUGGAAAGGCUGUUGGACAUUCCAGAGUCCAGUGUAACAACCUCCAUGGAUUCCUUUCAUGGUUCAUACAAAGGCUUUUCCAACAGUCCCUAACUGGGGCUCCAUAAUCAACACAAACCAGUCAUUCCCAAAAAGGCACGCAGUUCUUUUACAGAACCAUUGCCAGUUCAGAAAUGCUGCUUUUCCAGAAUGGGAGCAAAACUAAUCGGGAUCAUCUUUGCAGAAACGGCCUCUGGCUUCUGACUUUCUCAAUCCUGUGAUGGGCAAGAAGCAGAGGAUUGACCAAGAGCCCAGUGAUGUCCAGCCAGCAGCUGGUGGCCACUCUCCUUCUUUCUUGGACCUGCCUUCCACAUCCUGUUCAAUUUUGAACAUGUCUACAAAUGUCAGAUCCAUUUCCACUUCCACCCCUGAAGAACAACAGAAAAAUAAGGUUCAGACACAUUCUGGAUUGCCAUUGUCUGCCAGGGUGCAGGGGAAGACUCUCAAGUCCAAGGGAGAAGAAGCAGAGGUCAGAGGAGCCCAACAGAACAAUCCAGGUCCUGUGCCUGAGAAGAAGAGGAUGGUGCCUAUGAGACUUGCAGACAUCGACUGGAGCGGCUGCGCUGCUGUUUACGGCCGACCCUACAGGGACAGGGUGAUUCAUCUGCUUGCUCUGAGGGAUUACAAGGAGCCAGAGUUACUUGCUCGGCUGCAGAGAGAUGGAGUCAGGCCAAAGGACAAGGAUUCCCUUGGAAAGAUCCUUCAGCAGGUAGCCAACCUGAAUGCAAAGGAGAAUUCCUUCAGUCUGAAGGAACAUCUAUUUCAAACCCUUCAGACUGAUUGGCCUGGCUACAGUAAAAUCGAAAGAAAGAGUUUGAAGUUAAUACUUUCUAGAAAAUCAGCUCCAUCUCAGAACCCCACCAGCAGCAGCCAAGCAACAUCUCCAAGGCCUUCUGAGACAGAUGCUCCAGCAAGACCUGCUCAGAAACGGCCUCGGGCUUCUGGCUUUAUCAGUCCUGUGAGGAGCAAGAAGCAGAGAACUGAGCAGUAGCCCAGUUACCUCCAGGCAGCAGCUGGUGGCCGCUCUUCUUCCUGGGUGCUGGCUUUAACAUCCUAUUCUACAGGGAUGUCAGAGCCAUCCCCAUGGAAUGGGAUGUCAAAACCAGCACCCUGCCUCCAAGUCUGGGCUCCAUUUCCCUGCACCCUUUAGGUUAAAAAAAAGACAAAUACUGGAGUUCUAGAAUGCCAACACUUGUGUGGAGGACUGCCAUAUCCAAAAAGAUGUGAAGAGAGCUGGGGAGGCUGAAGCAGUAGUGUCCCUUGGAUUUCAAUGAAGGAUAGCCCCAGCUACUCUGAGAUGAAGAGCAGGUGCCAGCAGCUCCACAAAAAGCUGUCCCACAUUCAGCAAUGAAUAUCUGAAUUUGGCAAGCAGCAAGUCCUGGAGUCCUGGCACCAGUCUUCUGCUUCAGCAAAGGAACAUCUAUGAGCUCCAGCUGUUUUAUUUUGAAAGAAGAUUAGCUUUUUAGGUUUCUUCAAGUUAGUAAUAAGGAGAUGAUUAUUUGUUAAAAAUGUAGGAUUAGUUAGUCUAAGAUUAGAGAAUUUAGUCUUGAUCUUUAGCAAUAAAGAAGUUGCAUUAUUGUUAA